Molecule: messenger RNA, 1084 nt
Organism: Lutra lutra (Eurasian river otter)
Lineage: Eukaryota; Metazoa; Chordata; Mammalia; Carnivora; Mustelidae
Product: actin-related protein 2/3 complex subunit 2-like
Exons: 1
Coding region: 121-858 (245 amino acids)
Biological process (GO): actin filament polymerization; Arp2/3 complex-mediated actin nucleation
Cellular component (GO): Arp2/3 protein complex; actin cytoskeleton
Molecular function (GO): actin filament binding; structural constituent of cytoskeleton
Source: RefSeq, a predicted model, not a curated record
GCGCUCAAGUUCGAGAACGCGGCCGCCGGUAACAAGCCAGAAGCAGUAGAAGUAACAUUUGCAGAUUUCGAUGGAGUCCUCUAUCAUAUUUCAAAUCCUAAUGGAGACAAAACAAAAGUGAUGGUCAGUAUUUCUUUGAAAUUCUACAAGGAACUUCAGGCACAUGGUGCUGAUGAGUUAUUAAAGAGGGUGUACGGGAGCUUCUUGGUAAAUCCCGAAUCAGGAUACAAUGUCUCUUUGCUAUAUGACCUUGAAAAUCUGCCGGCAUCCAAGGAUUCCAUUGUGCAUCAAGCUGGCAUGUUGAAACGAAAUUGCUUUGCCUCUGUCUUUGAGAAAUAUUUCCAGUUCCAAGAAGAGGGCAAGGAAGGCGAGAACAGGGCAGUUAUCCAUUACAGGGAUGAUGAGACCAUGUACGUUGAAUCUAAAAAGGACAGAGUCACAGUAGUCUUCAGCACAGUGUUUAAGGAUGAUGACGACGUGGUCAUUGGAAAAGUGUUUAUGCAGGAGUUCAAAGAAGGCCGCAGAGCCAGUCACACAGCCCCGCAGGUCCUCUUCAGCCACAGGGAACCGCCUUUGGAGCUGAAGGACACCGACGCUGCCGUGGGCGACAACAUUGGCUACAUUACCUUUGUGCUGUUCCCUCGCCACACCAACGCCAGUGCUCGAGACAACACCAUCAACCUGAUCCACACGUUCCGGGACUAUCUGCACUACCACAUCAAGUGCUCUAAGGCCUAUAUCCACACACGUAUGCGGGCGAAAACAUCUGACUUCCUCAAGGUGCUGAACCGUGCACGUCCAGAUGCCGAGAAAAAAGAAAUGAAAACAAUCACGGGGAAGACGUUUUCAUCCCGCUAACUCUCAGGAACAGGAAGAGGAGGCGGCUGGCAGCUGAAGGCGGGAACACUUGCUGCUGGAUAAUCGUAGCUUCUCAACGUUGCCCCUCUUCAGGUUCUUAAGGGAUUCUCUGUUUUGGUUCCAUUUUGUACACGUUUGGAAAAUAAUCUGCAGAAACGAGCUGUGCUUGCAAGGACUUCAUAGUUCUCAAGAAUUAAAAAAAGAAAAAAAGGAAAAAAAAAAAAAA